This is a messenger RNA of Peromyscus eremicus (cactus mouse), 1341 nucleotides long. It is a transcript of the gene Mat2a, whose product is annotated as methionine adenosyltransferase 2A. NCBI's taxonomy places the organism in Eukaryota, Metazoa, Chordata, Mammalia, Rodentia, Cricetidae. Bases 5 to 1192 code for a protein of 395 amino acids. The transcript has 9 exons. Gene Ontology annotation, molecular function: ATP binding; methionine adenosyltransferase activity. The record is from RefSeq and is a predicted model, not a curated record. Gene Ontology annotation, cellular component: cytosol; methionine adenosyltransferase complex. Gene Ontology annotation, biological process: S-adenosylmethionine biosynthetic process.
CGCCAUGAACGGACAGCUCAACGGCUUCCAUGAGGCGUUCAUUGAGGAGGGGACGUUCCUCUUCACCUCCGAGUCCGUGGGGGAAGGUCACCCAGAUAAGAUCUGUGACCAGAUCAGUGAUGCUGUUCUUGAUGCACACCUUCAGCAGGACCCCGACGCCAAAGUGGCUUGUGAAACUGUUGCUAAAACUGGAAUGAUCCUUCUUGCUGGGGAAAUUACAUCCAGAGCUGCCAUUGAUUACCAGAAAGUAGUUCGUGAAGCCAUUAAGCACAUUGGAUAUGAUGAUUCUUCCAAAGGGUUUGACUACAAGACUUGUAAUGUGUUGGUUGCCUUGGAACAACAGUCACCAGAUAUUGCCCAAGGUGUUCAUCUUGACCGGAAUGAGGAAGACAUUGGUGCAGGAGACCAGGGUUUGAUGUUCGGGUAUGCCACUGAUGAAACUGAAGAGUGUAUGCCUUUAACCAUUGUCUUAGCGCACAAGCUAAAUGCCAAACUGGCAGAACUACGCCGCAAUGGCACAUUGCCUUGGUUACGCCCAGAUUCUAAAACUCAAGUGACUGUGCAGUAUAUGCAAGAUCGAGGUGCUGUGCUUCCUAUCAGAGUCCAUACAAUUGUUAUAUCUGUGCAACAUGAUGAAGAAGUUUGUCUUGAUGAGAUGAGGGAUGCCCUAAAGGAGAAAGUGAUCAAAGCUGUUGUACCUGCAAAAUACCUUGAUGAGGAUACAAUUUACCACCUACAGCCAAGUGGCAGAUUUGUUAUUGGUGGGCCUCAGGGUGAUGCUGGUUUGACUGGCCGAAAAAUCAUUGUGGAUACUUACGGCGGUUGGGGAGCUCAUGGAGGAGGGGCCUUUUCAGGAAAGGAUUAUACCAAAGUGGACCGCUCAGCUGCUUAUGCUGCUCGUUGGGUAGCAAAAUCCCUUGUUAAAGGAGGUCUGUGCAGGAGGGUUCUUGUUCAGGUCUCUUAUGCUAUUGGAGUGUCUCAUCCAUUGUCGAUCUCCAUUUUCCAUUAUGGCACUUCUCAGAAGAGUGAGAGAGAGCUAUUAGAAAUUGUAAAGAAGAAUUUUGAUCUUCGCCCUGGGGUCAUUGUCAGGGAUCUGGAUCUGAAGAAGCCAAUUUAUCAGAGGACUGCAGCCUAUGGCCACUUUGGUAGGGACAGCUUCCCAUGGGAAGUGCCCAAAAAGCUUAAAUACUGAAAGUGUUAGCCUUUUUUCCCCAGACUUGUUGGCGUAGGCUACAGAGAAGCCUUCAAGCUCUGAGGGAAAGGGCCCUACUUCCUAAAAUUUUCUGUCCUCUUUCAGCUCCUGAUCAGUUGCAGUCACUCUAAUCAAUGACAUGAAUUUUA